AUGUGUGACGUCACCAGCACAGGUGUGGCUCCAGCUCAGUCCACUUUGUCCAACUGUCUUUGUGUUCGGGGCUGUCGGUCUACACGCUCUCUGCAGCAGUCUUCCUUCCGGGAGUUUUCUCCUUCAGCAGAAAUGGACCAGGACCCUGAGACCCUGGAGCCUUUCCCCGUGGACCGAGACGGCAGGAAGCUCCGACAGUCGGACGAAGACGAGGAUCAUGGGAAACUGGGAUGUUGCGACAAGUUCCAGCGAACCGUGUCCAGGUGGAUGCUCCCAGAGAAGAGCCGCAACACCUACCUGUCCCGGGCCAACUGCUGCCCACCCCCCAUCUUCAUCAUCCUCAUCAGCAUCGCGGAGUUGGCAGUGUUUAUCUACUACGCCGUGUGGAAGCCCCAGAAGCAGUGGAUCACUCUGGACCAGGGCAUCUGGACCAGUCCCCUGACGUACAAGCCGGAGCUCAGGGAGGAGGCCUGGCGUUUCAUCUCCUACAUGUUUGUCCACGCAGGAGUGGAGCACAUCGUUGGGAACCUGUUCAUGCAGCUGUUGCUGGGAAUCCCACUGGAGCUGGUCCACAAAGGGUUCGAGGUGGGGAUGGUGUACCUGGCCGGAGUCCUGGCUGGAUCUUUGGCCAGCUCCAUCUUCGACCCCCUCAGUGCCUUGGUGGGGGCCUCCGGUGGCGUCUACGCUCUUUUAGGCGGCUAUUUCAUGAACGCAGUAGUGAAUUUCCGAGAGAUGAUUCCGCUGCUCGGCGUGCUUCGAAUCCUGGCCAUUCUAGUCAUCGUGGGCACAGACUUUGGAUUUGCCUUCUACAGGAGGUUUUACACUGAUGAACAAGGAAUGAGGGUGUCCUUUGUGGCCCAUUUCGGAGGCAUCGCAGCGGGCAUGACGAUUGGCUACGUCUUCUUCAGCGAUUACAACGAGAAGCUGCUGAAAGACCCUCGGUUCUGGAUCUGCAUCGUGGGAUUCGUGGUUUUCCUGCUCUUUGCCGUUCUGUUUAACAUCUUCCUGUCACCGGCUCCGUAG
Molecule: messenger RNA, 1023 nt
Organism: Knipowitschia caucasica
Lineage: Eukaryota; Metazoa; Chordata; Actinopteri; Gobiiformes; Gobiidae
Source: the annotation of a GenBank genome assembly